Molecule: messenger RNA, 498 nt
Organism: Botrytis byssoidea
Lineage: Eukaryota; Fungi; Ascomycota; Leotiomycetes; Helotiales; Sclerotiniaceae
Exons: 3
Coding region: 1-498 (165 amino acids)
Source: RefSeq, a predicted model, not a curated record
AUGGAUAUUGAAUUUUCUCCUUUGAAAACUCUUUAUACUUCAGAGGAGGACUUGACGAUAUUUAUUAAAUCGGAGCUAUGUUCAUUUAGAACAAAAUUCACCGAUGAUAUAAAAGAAUACAUUUUGAAAGCUGUCAAAGAGAACGCAGUUCAAGGUUUGAGAUUACCCUCUCGCAAAGAUAUUAAGGAGAAAAUGAAACAAUUGCCUAUAGAGAUCAACGAUUUGUACAAAAGCCUUCUUCAGAAAGUCUUAAUAAAUAUCAUUAACCCAAACCCUUUUCUAAUCCAUCAAACAUUAUAUGAUUUUCUGAAAAGUUCAGGUAUAUUGAAAAAAAUAGAGAUAUUAAAUCAAUUUGAACAAUUAGAAAUGCUUUUUGCUAAUAUCUAUAUAUUCUAUCUGGAUUUUGAGGAUAUUAUAGAAUUUAGUCUAUUGACAAUAGAAGAUGAAGAUUCAAUAGAAAACAAAGAGCACUUUCUUUCUUACACCGCAAAUUUCUAA